This is a messenger RNA of Hyalella azteca, 1775 nucleotides long. RefSeq names its product la-related protein 6-like. Gene Ontology annotation, molecular function: mRNA binding. The transcript has a single exon. Lineage: Eukaryota; Metazoa; Arthropoda; Malacostraca; Amphipoda; Hyalellidae. The coding region runs from base 286 to 1296 and encodes 336 amino acids. The record is from RefSeq and is a predicted model, not a curated record. Gene Ontology annotation, cellular component: nucleus.
UGUGAGCAAGAACGGCUGCCGUCUGAGGAAGCACCUGAAGUGUCCAACACAAGGCUUCAACUGCCAGAUGCAUAGCUUCUAUCAUCGUGGGACGUGACUAAUAAGAAAGAAACGGAGUCAAGCUUGAGACAGCUAGAGUUUUGGUCGAGUUCAGUCUUGAAUCAGCAUCGACACAGAUCGGUCUUGAACGCCUGUCAUUUCACUGAACAUUAUAAUACAAGGUUUGACCAAAUUAAACACCACUAGAAAAUAACUCGUAACUCACGGACUCAAUAAUUCGUUAAAAUGUCAGCUAAUAUAGCUGCGGGAAUGGCUCAACUCUUGCCACCCAUAGUUUUUCCAGAAAAUUUAUCUGAAUCGGAUUUGGACUUGUCCUCCGAACUUACAAGUGAAGGAGCGGAGUCAACAGCUGAGUUGGAGGAUCCUCCGUCUGCCGAGCUAUUACGUGAACUUGUUGAUACUCUAGAUUAUUACUUCGGCGACGAAUCACUGGCCAAAGACUUGUUCCUCUUAAAACACAUAAAGAGGCAGCCAGAGGGGUAUGUAUCGCUGAAAUUACUGGCUGGGUAUAAGAAAGUAAAGAAACUCAGUCGAAAUUGGCGAGUCGUUGCAUUGGCAGCGAAAAAAUCAACCGUACUUGUCCUUAACGAAACAGGAACUCGAGUAAAGCGUAAAAAUCCUUUGCCGCCUUCACUGGCAGCUGAGCUUCCAGCUUCUAAGACACUUAUGGCUAUUAAUGUUCCAGAACACUUAUGCAGUAUUGAGCAACUAGCUACUCGAUUCGCUUCUUGUGGACCGAUGGCUGCUCUACAAUUGAUUAAACCUGGGCAAGGAAACCCACCGGAACUCGUUGCAAUCAUAAACAAAUUUCCGGGAGCAACUGACACGACUUGUGCUGUCGUCGAGUUUGAGGACGUCUGGGGAGCCACAAAAGCAUUGCAAAAUAACACUGAACCUACGCUAGAUCUUCACGUCAUUAAGAUUAACAAGAGGCGAGAAAGAGGAACACCAGAACUGCGCAGCAAUCGCCCGUUCCACCAUCAAAUGUACCGGCUCCUCAUGGAAAAUUCGCACGGUAGCGAAUCCAGUGGUUCCGAAGGCGAUGAUUUCUUACGCCAGAGCAUCGGAGCAAAAUUUCAGGGUAUGCGCGUCUGCGCUUCUACUCCUUCAAGUCCAGCAAUCCGGCGAUGUCCCUUCUCCCAACCUCGGGAAAUGAGAAGUCCACGAGGACCGGAUGGUACCAGUGGAUUUGUUCGGACGUCAACCUCGACAGAACCAUCAACUGUGACUCCAUGAUAAAAAACCAUCAACUGUGGCUUCAUUAUAAGUGUAGCUCAAUACACACGAACUAAAUUACUUCCUCAUUUUCCCAUCCCCCCCCCCCAAAGUUUCCGAGCAUUUGAAUGCUAUAUUGGUCUGUAGUAUCUGAAGGGUCGGUAAACUCCACUAUAAUAGGCUCCAGCUGAAGCUUCUUACACAUUAUAUUUAUCAGUAUUGCUAGUAUUUUCAUUUGUGACUUACUGGCCUGAAAGAUGAUGAAAUACGCUAUAAUUGAAAAUAUUAUUUUAAUACGAGGAGAUAUCGGCACCAGGCUGUUACUUGACUCUUCAAGUAUUUAUUUAAACGUAAAGAGAGUGUCUUGAUCUAUAGAUUAAAAGCCGAUUCUAGUCCCAUUAUGUAAGGAGUAAAUAAAAACACCGCGAAGGCUUUGAGAAUUUUAUUCCCAACAUCAUUUCCUUUUCAAUUUCAUUAUCAUUAGAGUUCAACGAUCUGAA